Molecule: messenger RNA, 771 nt
Organism: Tribolium castaneum (red flour beetle)
Lineage: Eukaryota; Metazoa; Arthropoda; Insecta; Coleoptera; Tenebrionidae
Exons: 3
Coding region: 137-586 (149 amino acids)
Cellular component (GO): cytoplasm; myosin II complex
Molecular function (GO): calcium ion binding; myosin heavy chain binding
Source: RefSeq, a predicted model, not a curated record
CAUCAUUUUAUCAGAGAUAAAAAUAAAUAAUUCAUUAAUGACGAGUCUGUGCCAAAUUUCGUGACGCUAACUGUACUUUCACCUGUUUCACCUUGAUAAUAAUAAUACAAUUGACGUGUAAAUAUUUACAAGAAAAAUGGCCCGCUACUUCAAGGAGCAAGACAUUGACGAAUUUCGCGAGUGUUUCUACUUGUUUGCGCGCUCGGGGCACAUCAAGUCCCUGGACGAACUCACAGUGAUAAUGAGGAGUCUGGGGCUGUCGCCCACCAUCUCAGAGCUUGCGGGUUAUUUCAAGCAAAAGAACGGCAAAAUGAGCUUUGCUGACUUCUUGGAGGUUAUGCAUAUUCACUCACGGGUGGAGAACGUGCCCAAGGAGGUGGUGGACGCCUUCAAGGCUGGGGACCCGGAGGGGAAAGGGGUGAUUCCGGCCAAGCAGCUGCGUCACAUGUUGCAAAACUGGGGCGAGUGUCUUUCGGCCAAGGAAAUUGAUCGGAUUUUCAGAGAGGCAAAUGUUAAUAACAACAGUAUGGUGCGGUACGAGGAUUUUGUUAAGAUUGCCUGUGCACCAGUGCCGGAUUAUUACUAGAGGGGGCUUACCCUAACACAGUCUUUUCCACGAAAUUAUGUAAAACACAUGUCACAAAUUUUUAUUUUCGGAUUUUCGCACUGGGGGGUUGGCAAUGAUUUUUCGGUUUGGUAAAAUAGAGAGCCGGCAAUCAACCCCCGCACAGUUAUUUAUUCUAACGCCAAUAAAUCAUUAAUUGACCACAA